UGGUAGCUGAAGACCAAUAUAGAUCAAUGAUUGUCUGAACUGACUGUGUGGAAAGUUGUGCAAGACUUGACAUGAUGCUGAAUGUGGGUUGCCAUGUACUGAGCUGACCCAACAUAUGUCAGCACAGGGAAGAGAAGCCUGAGAUGCAGCUGUCAAUGCCAGUCCUGCCUGCCAAGAGAUCCUGGAAGUCUGCCCAGUAUAACCUCUUCUUCCCUUGAGACCUUCUAGCAGGCACAGAGUCCUUGGGAGUUGGGGCAGUAAUCCAGGCACAAACCCUCUUUCUGAGGUUUCAGGAUGGUCUUCCUUGUGGUGUCUGUCCACGCCUUGCUGCUCCUGCUUCUGAGCUUUCACUCAGAGGCUGUAGAAGAAUUAAGGGCACGACCCUACAGCACUGUUACCUUACCCUGCUAUUUCUCCUUCGUGGAUGGCACAGAUGACCUUUCCUUCUCUUGGGAGAAGGAGGAUAUCAAGGAGGAAUAUGAGGUGGAAGAUGAUCAGGAAUAUUAUCAAUAUUUUUUAACACUGCAUGAUUUCUAUGAGUUUUCUUCGAAGGUGGUUUACAGUUUUAGCAACAACCAGGAGCGGUUGGAAGAGCAAAGCUCCCAAUACGAGGGGAGAGUCCAGGUAGACUGGAAGGCCAUUUCCCAGGGGAGUCUUUCACUCUUAUUGGAACAUGUGAAUUUUCCUGACCAGGCAAUAUACAAAUGCACAGCUACCAGCUUAAAGGGAAGGGGAGAAAGGAUAAUCAAGCUCCUUGUGGAUGAUGCUGAAGAGCCACAGGUGCAGUUCAGCACAAACAAUGAUAAAAUUGUGGUCCAGUGUAUCUCUGAGGGAUGGUAUCACAUGCCCAAAGUGACAUGGCACAACCGAAAGGAGGAGGAUCUGACCAGCUACUCUACAGUGGAAAUCCUGGAGGAGAAGAAGGAUGGUGCUCACCGAGUGUUGUCCAUUCUGAAAUACCCUGUAAAACUCCAUGAGAUCUACAUCUGCCACAUUAAAGAGGAGGAUGAGCUUAAUCGGCCAGUUAGAGCCAUCCACAAGAUCCCAAAGAGGAGAUACAGUCACAUGUAUGACCACUACUAGAAACCUGCCUGGAGAGAAGUGUCAUCUGCAAAUAGGAGCCACCAUGGCUUUACAUUACACCUGUCUGUCUAAGGAGCAGGGAAAUGAGACAGUCAGGCUUAGCCAGUAAGUAGGGUAGUAAGAGAAGCCUUAAACAGUGGUUUCUUGGGUUGUCAAGGUCCCAGACAAUAUCUUCCAGCUUCUCUUUUGAUCCCACUGCACACAGACUGAAUCUGACUUCACUCCGUUUCUCUGAGUGAAAUACACUAAAGAGCCUUAGAAAACCCCAAAAUAAGAGAGUCACAAAACCAAUGUGUCUAAAAAGUGUCCAUUUGGUACAAUUUUCCCAUAGCUAGAAAAUAUUUAUCAGCAUCUAUCUGUGUAUACACGUCGACGUGUCUAGCUCUGUGUCAGGUUCAAAGUUAACAUCUUGGUCACGAAACAGAAGGCUUAAAAAUGAAUUAGUUGCCUUGAAACAGUACAGAUGGUCUGCAGAACGACACAGCCAGCAUUUGUAUUGGGGUGUGUAACUCCUCAUUUGUAGAAAUGCACAGUGUUGGCAGUAGUGACUGUUAAAACUUUCAGAGGCACAAAACAAGAAGCAAUGGAUGAACACUCACCUUUGUUCACAAGUCCAUUUUUCAAACAUAGCUACUAUAAUAGUGUCUAAAUCCUGUCGCUGGGUACUCAAAGUAGCAUAUAAAUGGCAGUUAGGUACCUAACUGCUGAUUGCAACAUCCAAAUAGGGGAUUUGGGCACUCAAGGUGCAUGCUCAAAAUGGAUGUCAGAGUUCAACCAUUACAAGUAAGGCUGUUUAGCUGCGUAUCAUUAUCUAUGACAUGCCUUUUGCUGACUUGUCUGGGGCUGGGAUGUUCAAAGGAGCAAGGCAUCCAGCUCCCACUGAAUUGCAAUGGGAUUUAAGCACCUAACGACCCGAGGGCAGGUCUAUACUUACAAUGCUACACCGAGGCAGCUGCACCAUUGUAGCACUUGAAUGAAGACACUCUAAGCCGAGAGAUCUCCCAUGGGUGUAGUUAAUGCACUUCAAGAGGCGGCGGUAGCUGCGUCAACAGGAAAAGCUCUCCCGCCAACACAGCACUGUCUACACUGGUGCUUACGUUGGUAUAACUGCAUUGCUCAAGGGUGUGGAUUCUUCACAGCUCUGAGCGAUGUAGUUAUACCAAAGGAAUUCUGUUGUAGAGACCUGGCUUAGACUCCACUGAAAAUCCCAGUCUACAGUCUGGGCCACACUAUAGACCAAUACUGGUGUAACUUCAUCACUCAGGGGUAUGAAAAAAAACAACAACACACCUCUGAGUGAUGUAGGUCUACCAACCUAAUCCCCUGUGUAGACAGCACUAUGUUGGUAGGGGAGCUUUUCCCACCAACAUAGCUACUGCCUCUCAGGGAGGUGGAUUAACUACACUGAUGGGAGAGCGCUCUCCUGUCGGCUUAUAGCAUCUCCAUUAAAGCGUUACAGUGGUGCGCUAAUGCAGUGUUUUAAGUGUAUUUUGUCUAGUUAAUGUCUAAUUUAAAGUAUUCAAUAGUGCUGAUUUUUGGGAUAAGCGAUUGUCAUUUCAAUUUAUAAAAUGCAGUUCAUUAAAAAUCUCCCCUUCCCUGUAUUUAUUCCUACAUUGUGGAACUUGAGAGAUCUCCCCCUUCUUAUAACAGGUUAACAGCAUUAGGGAGAAACUCCCCAGAUUAGAUCUUGUUUUGUGUGUCCUCCACAUCUCUACCUGCCCAUCUGUGUCGCUGCACAUGCAAACCCUAGUCUGUGUUCUUCAGAUUACAGUAGGAGAAGACCUCGUUCCAUUACUUUUAUAGCUGGGAAAGUUCCUGACCUCUUGACAAAAGCCUCUGCCACUACUGGACUUGUGAGGUGAUAACUUUUUUGAAAAUGCUGCAGUGAAACCCGUAAUGCAUAAUGCAUACUUGGGCAACAUGAAUGACAUAAACUCAUUACCUUGGCAGAAAGCCCAUUUAUACCACUAAAGAAUUCGUAGGUAAAUUCCGUUGAAGUUUUUCAACUGAAAAAUAUCAGGGUUUUAAAACAAAAUGGAAACAAUUGUUUCAAGAUGUCAAACCAUAAUGAAAACUUCAGUUUCUUUUUGACUUAAUAGUAUUUGGGUUUCUGGAAACUGAAGAGUUCUGGCUUUCCCAGGUUCAGAAUUGUGAGGUAGGGAAAAAAGUGAAAGUAGGAGAGGGAGGCAGACCCACAUCCCCCACUGGAAAAGUAGGGGGAAGAGAACAUAAAAUAGUUUGAAAGUGAGGGGGUGGGGGGAAGGCACUUUACACUUUUAAAAACCUCCAAAACUAUUUUCCAACUUUUUCCAGUGAAACAUAAAUGGGGAGAGAUGGGGAAACCCCUGAAAAAUCCAGAAAUAAAAAAUGAAGAGCAAAAAUGAAACAUGAAAAAUUUCCUUCCAAAUAGACUUAGUUUAGAAUUUUUCUGGUCAGAAAAUUGAAGGAAAAAAAAACCCAAACAUUUUUUCCAUGAAAUAUGUUGCCACGUUUUCCAGUUACAUAAUUUUUCAAUUGCAGAGUGUUGACCAGCUCUACUUAACACAUUUAUAACAGAGGCAAAGCAGCUCUCCUCUGUCAGUCUCUGAUUUUGUGUUCGCUGUGGCUUGCGGCUCUGUCAUUCUGCGGAAUAUUGCAUUUAAGACAAAAGGAGGAAGUUGAAAGGCCUGGGGGGAAAAAUGAAACAUUUCCACUGUUUUCCUUAUGUGAAAACAGAAACCCUUGUCAAAAGAUGACCUUGAACUGACCCCUCCAGCAAUGGGCUAGAUGGGACUAAGUCUUUGAUUCUGUUUAACACAGUACAAUCUGUAUCAGCUCCAUCCAGAGACUCCCUUCACCAGUAUACCAUAAUACAAAUGUAAGAUGUGUGCACUAGCUGACACCUAUACUCUAUUGCAUGGUCUAAAAUUGAGAGAUCAGUAGAGAAAAUGAUUAAGAUACCAGCAUUGGCUACUCUGCCGUCU
Molecule: messenger RNA, 4046 nt
Organism: Mauremys reevesii (Reeves's turtle)
Lineage: Eukaryota; Metazoa; Chordata; Testudines; Geoemydidae
Product: butyrophilin subfamily 2 member A2-like
Exons: 5
Coding region: 295-1083 (262 amino acids)
Source: RefSeq, a predicted model, not a curated record